Molecule: messenger RNA, 507 nt
Organism: Microsporum canis CBS 113480
Lineage: Eukaryota; Fungi; Ascomycota; Eurotiomycetes; Onygenales; Arthrodermataceae
Exons: 1
Coding region: 1-507 (168 amino acids)
Source: RefSeq, a predicted model, not a curated record
AUGCAUGUACCUCUGCCCUUUGUUCUCCUGGCCUCUUUGGCCAGCGCCGCCGACAGCCUAUUCGGAAACUUCGCCGUCAACGAUGUAGUCUUCGGACUUAAUCUGACGUUUGGGGGCAGCCACCACGACGGGGUUGUAUUUCGAGGCGGUGAAAGUAACUACUACUGGCUCAUUAAAGCGGUCGCACAGGGCAUCAAAUCAUGGCACACCAUACGAAAAUACUCUGAUGUUGUGGGUGGCCAUCUCUACAUCCAUUUCAACGAACCCAAAGCCGGAGCGGUUGCAAGGACCACCACGGGUACCGGUUCAAUCUUCGAGUUCGAGUACGUUGGUGAAGCUCUCUUCCGGUUUGCAUCGAUCGACUCUCCGGCCACAAACCCGAAGCUGGUAUGGACAGUCGCAAACAACGAUUCCGAUAGCCAUCCCGAUCUCUAUUUGACACUACAGCCCGAUAGAAACUCGCGCUAUCAACGCUUCAGCAUCAUCAACUACCCUAUUAGCCCUUGA